Maudiozyma saulgeensis is the source of this 705-nucleotide messenger RNA. The record is from the annotation of a GenBank genome assembly. Lineage: Eukaryota; Fungi; Ascomycota; Saccharomycetes; Saccharomycetales; Saccharomycetaceae.
AUGGGAUUUCUGUGUGGGUCAACAACGGAGUCUAAUAAGGCUAUUGAAAGAAAAAUUGUGAUUUUAGGUGAUGGUGCAUGUGGUAAGACAUCUUUAUUAAACGUGUUCACUAGAGGUUAUUUCCCUGAAGUUUAUGAACCUACCGUUUUUGAAAAUUAUAUUCAUGAUAUAUUUGUUGAUAAUAAGCAUAUUACACUAUCAUUAUGGGAUACAGCAGGUCAAGAAGAAUUUGAUCGUUUAAGAUCAUUAUCUUAUUCAGAUACUCAAUGUAUUAUGCUUUGUUUUAGUAUUGAUUCGCGAGACUCCUUAGAAAAUGUAAAGAAUAAAUGGGUUGGUGAAAUUGCUAAUAAUUGUGAAGGUGUAAAACUUGUAUUAGUAGCAUUAAAAUGUGAUUUACGUAAUAAUGAACAUGAAAGCAAUGUAAUUAAUCCAAACAAUAUAGCUGAUCAAGAAAAUCUUUCAAAUGGGCGUGGUGGUAAUAAUAGAAAAGGUAAUAAAGAUUUAGUAACUUAUGAAGAAGGUUUAGCUAUGGCUAAACAAAUUGGUGCUUUACGUUACUUAGAAUGUAGUGCUAAAUCAAAUAAAGGUGUCAAUGAAGCAUUUACUGAAGCAGCUAGAGUAGCCUUAACUAGUGGACCUGCCGCUGGGGGGAAUUCUAAGGACAAUGAUACUGACGAAGAUGACAGUAUUUGCACCAUCAUGUAA